This is a messenger RNA of Helicoverpa zea (corn earworm), 2116 nucleotides long. RefSeq lists its product as uncharacterized. Lineage: Eukaryota; Metazoa; Arthropoda; Insecta; Lepidoptera; Noctuidae. The coding region runs from base 220 to 1014 and encodes 264 amino acids. The record is from RefSeq and is a predicted model, not a curated record. The transcript has 2 exons.
GCCUCUAGCGGAUAAUCUUGGCAACGCUUUGCGUCAUGAACACUCCAAAUCGUGCGUGUCGUGUUUGUAUUCGUGGAUAAUAUUUAUUUAUUUUUGACUUUUGUGACCAACACAGUGAGUGAAUACUUAGUGAAUAAUAAUGAAACUUUAUAAAGGUGCACAGACAGACUGUUGAUAAACCUAUUUAAAAAACUAAUAAAUAAUCAUAACACAAAAACCAUGAAACCCAUACCAGUCGAUAAGUCUUCGUCUAAGAAAAAUGGUUACCUAUCCGAUGAUGAAAAUGUAAGAUACAAGCUCAAUACUAAUUACUUCAACAACAUUGGUAAACCACCAAAAGUAAAGAAGACAGAAAAAGCUAAAGAUGAAGAUGACAACAUACGCUACAAAUUUCCCACUGUUUUGAACAAACCAAAGCCCGUUGAACAGAAGCCUAAACCAAAACAAAAAAUCAAGGUCAAUUUUUGGAGCAAUAAGCAGUCAGUGAACCGACUUCAUAACACGCAGAAAUCUAAUAGAAGACAUACAGUAGGAGCAACGGCUGAGGACACAACUUCUUCCAAGCCAAAAAGUACUGCUGUAAAAGUCAGGAAGCGGGUGUCCUUUCUGCCUUCCCCCAUAUUUUCUGAAAAUCAUGUACCCAUGGUAACAGUACCUGAUGAUUUGACAAUACAGUUAAAUGAAGAAGAAGCUAAUGAUUUGGCUGAAGACUUAAAUCUGGCAUUUGUUAACAGCGGCAGCAGUGAUAAAAAGACUAAUCACUCACCAAAAAGAAAAGCCAGAAAUGAAAAUGUGACAAAUCCUCGGGAGGCUAAGCGUAAAAGGAGUUUAGAAGAUUAUUCUAGAGUUCAAGGGAAUGAUAAUGAACUGGAAUUCUUCUCCAAAUAUAUUGUUCAAAAACUGAGAAGAAUGGAAACAAAUCAGCGUAUUUACUCAGAAAAUCUAAUUAACACUGUUCUUAUGUUAGGUCAACUUGGUACAUUGAACGGUAAAUCAAAGAUAGCUGAUUCAUAAUAUUAAUAGAAUAUUUAUUAGUGAAAUGAAGUUCAUAGAUUAGCAUAAUAUUGUUUGAUAAUAAUUUAUCUUAAUAUCAUGAAACUAUGGACCAGAACAUUUACAAAGACAUCAAUCACGCUUAGUUACAUAAUUAUACUGUCAAUUUCAAGUUGUGGUGCUUUUGUGUAUGUUGCAUAGAUAGUUGCAUAAAUCUUUUGGUUACAUAAAUGUUUGUUGUCAUACUUUUGUAAACUAAUAUUUACAAAAAGUACAAUAAGAAGAUAAGUUCAGGCUGUCAAGUUAACAAAGUUAUUGGCAUUUUAAUAUAUUAUUAUUUAUAAUAGGUAGUAACUAAAGUAAUAACUUAAUCAGCAAUUAGUACUAUAAUAUGGUGUUGACUGACUGUCAGAUAAUGCUAAAAUUCUUGCACUUUCCUGUCAAUACUUAUGUUUGUUACCAUUAGUUAAUCACUUUCAAUUACCCCUCCAUAGUGUAAGAUUUUGUAUUGAAUAUAGAAAUUGUCAGUUUACAUGCUUGGUUAAAUAAAGUGUUGUUGGAAUGUUAAAAAAUAUUUGGGCAAUUUAAAAUUGUUAUUUUACUCGUGUUAUUAAUUUAAUGCCUCCUUGUAUAUAAAAUAUUUAAUAAUGAGUGUUAGGAGGAUGCAUUUGCAUGUAUUUUAUGAUUAGCUCUAUUCAUAGUUUUCAAAUAUGUUGUGGAUGUCUAAACAUUGGUUAAAUAUUUACUUAAUGGCUAUGCUUUUGUUAUUUAACUUUAAACUAAAAUCAUGUUAGAAUUCUUCUUAAGAUUUAUUUUUUUGCUCAUAAAUUCAUCAUAAUAUUACUUUAGUACAUAUCACUUCGCCAAUUGUGUCUGUGAUGACUUACAACAUUAUAAAUAAAUGUACGCACAACUUUUAUAAACCAUGAAAUCUUUUGAUUUGUUAGUGUUAUUUUGGCAGAUAAAAUAUUUACACUAUUUAUUGAAUGUUGUAUUUUAAAGGGAUUAGUUGAGUACUGUCUUUUUGACGAAGAACAUAUUUGUCUUAAUAUAUGGGACACACUAGUAACUAAGGUGUACUUUUUUGCCUUACAACUAAUAAAGUAUUCAUAGAGUUAUUUUC